Molecule: messenger RNA, 697 nt
Organism: Sipha flava (yellow sugarcane aphid)
Lineage: Eukaryota; Metazoa; Arthropoda; Insecta; Hemiptera; Aphididae
Product: anaphase-promoting complex subunit 10-like
Exons: 3
Coding region: 131-697 (188 amino acids)
Biological process (GO): anaphase-promoting complex-dependent catabolic process; protein K11-linked ubiquitination
Cellular component (GO): anaphase-promoting complex
Source: RefSeq, a predicted model, not a curated record
UAGUUAUUAAAUACUUUGUUGUUGGACAAUAUUGUUAUUAUUAACACAGCCGAUAUUUAUUUAUCGUUACACCAGCGAUACCUCGCUCUAUUGUGAUUGUGUAUUCUCAUUGUUCAAGUUUGGCCAAGUAAUGGCAAUUUCAGAUAACAAUUAUGCUUCUGACGGAGAGAAAUUCAAUCCCGCGAAAGACGUAUAUGCCGGAUUAGUACGUGAAGUUGGAAGCAACGCUAUAUGGAGUUUGUCUUCAUGCAAAUCAGGUUUUGGUGUUGACUAUUUAAGAGAUAAUUGUAUGGAAACUUACUGGCAGUCUGAUGGUAAACUUCCACAUUUAAUUAAUAUUCAAUUUAGACGUAAGACAGUUGUGCGUGACUUAUGCAUAUACAUUGACUAUAGACUUGAUGAAAGUUAUACGCCUGACCGCAUAUCAGUACGAGCAGGCACACAUUUUAAUGAUUUACAAGAAGUUGAAGUAGUGAAACUCAAUGAACCAUGUGGCUGGGUAAGAAUAAUGACUAAAAAUAUCAACGAUUCACCGUUGAAAACUUAUAUGUUACAAAUUGCUGUUAUUACCAAUCAUAAAAAUGGAAAAGAUACACAUAUAAGACAAAUCAAAGUGCACUCUCCUAUUGAAAAAAAAGACCCUCUUAUGGGCGUUUUCAGUACUGUAGAAAUGAGACAAUUUACAAUUAUUAAAUGA